ACAUGAAAUUUGCGUGGAAGGACGGAGACUUUGCGGUCGCCAACAGCCUCCUUUUCACGGAGAAAUGAUUGAAAUCCGCGGCGGAGCUCACGGCUGACCGGGGGCAGCGAGUUUUUCCCCACUUGCGGAGGGAAGAGUUUGUUCAGCCAGAGGAGUCGCUUCAGUCCGCUUUAAAGGAGAAAACUCACAGAAAAAAAAAAAAAUCAUGUUUCAUCGAGUUGAAGGAUCCAGAAAGUAAACGGAAGCAGCUCUGCACAAAGAGCGUUUGGCUCUCAGCGACAUCAACCAGCACAUCUACAUCUAGCACCAUCUUGAAGACCUGCUGAGUCUGCAGGAAGGCAGGGACCAGCGGAGUUGAACCAGCCUGCCACCAUCAGCCUACUGCCACCUUACACUGGACCACCUCCACCCACAACGAUAUAAUCAGCCCCAUCUUCCUGUUCGCUCUUACCUUGGCCAAGCCCCGUCUGGGCCUCCCAGUGGGCCCGCUGCAGCUCUACAACAUGAGCAGCUGUUGCCAUUGACAUCCCCUGGACAGCACAGUGAGAGCAGCCGUACAGAUGUUUCGCAAAAAAGCCUCUUCCUCCUUGAGAAUGAGAAGGAUAACAGAAAGCGCUAGAUGGAGCGUAGAUCGUGGGCGGAGCUUGUCCUUCCAUGAGGUGCGCAACCAGCGUGAGGCAGAGAUGAGGGCCGCAGCCGAAGAGUCGUCAAACAGCAGCAACAGUGUGGGAGGCGGAGGAGGUGGCGGCAGCACCGUCCUGCAGCGCCUCCUGCAGGAGCAGAUGAACCGGAAUUACGUGCUGCAACAGCAGCAACAGCAAGGAGGAGGAGCUGGAGGGGGUGGAGGUUACUCAGGUCAGGGACAGGGGCAGGUGGGACCCUCUGAUGAUCACUCCAUGAGCCCCCACAUUGCGCGGCAAGAGCCCCAGGGACAGGAGCUACAGUCAGACAAUGGCCUGGAGAAGCUGAGCUCCACCAGAGUAGGAGGAGGGGGUGGGAGCAGUGGAGGGGGAGGAGGUUUAGGGACUGGAGGAGGAGGAGGUGGCAGCAGUGGAGGUGGUGGGAGUGGCCAAGGGCAAUGCCCAAACCCUGAGGACCUCCCUACAUACGAAGAAGCCAAAGUUCAGUCACAGUACUUCCGCGGCCAUCCUCCUCCUCCUCAGCCUCAGCAGCAGAACAACCAGCCCCAGCAGCCUCCUCUCCCAGCGUCGGUGGGCGCUGCCUUCUACGUCACUGGGGUGACCAACACCAAGGUGCGCACCGAGGGCCGCCCGACCGUGCAACGAGUUAGCGGCACGGGGAAGGUGCACCAGGAUGAUGGGCUGAAGGAUCUAAAACAAGGGCAUGUUCGAUCUCUCAGUGAACGACUUAUGCAGCUCUCCCUGGCCACCAGCGGCGUGAAGGCCCAUGCUCCCGUCACCAGCGCCCCACUCUCCCCCCAGCUGCCCCCUCCAGGGCCGCCUGGCGACUACUACAAGCCACAGCUUCGUGGCCCCCCUCCAGACUACCCCUUCAAAGGAAUGGGUUCGCCAACAAAGCAGCAGGAUCCUGGAGGCCAUUUUUACCAGGAGCAGAGAGGGAGGGAGCACUCUAGGGAGGUGCUUCCAGUCCGAUACCAGCCCCCACCUGAGUACGGCUCGUUCAGGUCCAGUAAGGAGGGUUCGGUUCACUCCCAGAGACCCCUUCACCAGCACAGUCCCACUUCCUCUGUCACCUCUGUGGGCUCCUUGUCCCGUGCUCAGUCCUCCACCCUCAGCAGCAUGCUUAGCGCCUCCCACUCUUCCCACGGCUCCUUCCCCCACCAGCACCCCCAGAGCCUGGGAGAGCCCUUCUCCAGCAUGGGACCCCGUGGUCCGCAGAGUCCCGGCUCCCACCAUGCAGGUGAGCCCUUCAUGGGGCCUGUACACCUGCCCAUACAGAGAAGUCAUGGUUUCCCACAUGACCCCUACGGCUCCACCCAAAGGAUGCACCAUCAGCAGCAGCAGCAGCACCAUCAGUAUCAACAACAACAACAACAACAGCAGCAGCAGCAGCAGCAGCAGCUCCAAGGAUCAGCAUCUCCCCAGCUCCAGCUGCCUGUCCAGGCCGGACACUUCCCCCAUCCGCACUCUUUCUCCCACCUACAGGGGGAACCAUUUGCUACGAUGGCUCGUGCCCACCAGAUGGUCGACGUGCUGACAGAGGAGAACAGGAUGCUGAGGCAGGAGAUGGAGGCCUGCCGUGAGAAAGUCACCAAGCUGCACAAGUUGGAGACAGAGAUCCAGCUGGUGUCAGAGGCCUAUGAAAACCUCGCCAAGUCCUCCUCCAAGAGAGAGGCCCUGGAGAAAACCAUGAGGAACAAGCUGGAGCUGGAGGUGCGCCGUCUGCACGACUUCAACAGAGACCUCCGAGAGCGCAUGGAGACAGCCAAUAAGCAGCUCGCCGCGAAAGAGUGUGAUGGCUCAGAGGACAACCGCAAAACCAUCUCCCAGCUGCUCACACAGCACAAAGAAACACUGCGUGAGAAGGAGAAGCUGGAGAUGGAGCUCAACGCGCUGCGCUCCACCACUGAAGACCAGAGGAGACACAUCGAGAUCAGAGACCAGGCGCUCAACAAUGCCCAGGCCAAAGUGGUCAAGUUGGAGGAAGAGCUAAAGAAGAAGCAGGUUUACGUGGAGAAGGUGGAGAGGAUGCAGCAGGCUCUGGCUCAGCUCCAGGCAGCCUGUGAGAAGAGAGAACAACUUGAGCAUCGCCUCCGCACAAGACUGGAAAGAGAGCUGGAGUCGCUGCGCAUGCAGCAGCGUCAGGGAGGCUCUCAGAGCAGCGGUGCGGUCCCGUCGGAGUACAACGCCACCGUGCUGAUGGAGCACCUGAGGGAGAAGGAGGAGCGGAUUCUGGCUCUGGAGGCCGACAUGACCAAGUGGGAGCAGAAGUACUUGGAGGAGAGCGUGAUGAGGCAGUUUGCCCUGGAUGCUGCCGCCUCUGUGGCCACUCAGAGGGACACAUCCGCAGCAGCGAGCCACUCUCCCAGCAGCAGCUACGACACGUCGGUGGAGGCUCGGAUCCAGAAGGAAGAAGAAGAGAUUCUCAUGGCCAAUCGGCGCUGUCUGGACAUGGAAAGCCGGAUUAAGAAUCUCCAUGCGCAGAUCAUAGAGAAGGAUGCCAUGAUCAAGGUGCUCCACCAGCGCUCGAGGAAGGAGCCCAUCAAGUCGGACCUGCCAUCUGCCAUGAGGCCCUCCAAGUCCCUGAUGUCCAUCUCCAACACUGGUUCCGGUGGUUCAGGACUGCUCUCUCACAGCCUGGGACUCAGCAGCUCGCCCAUCACCGAAGAACGCAAGGACACCAGCUGGAAAGGCAGUCUGGGGGUUCUGCUGGGUCCUGAGUUUCGCACAGAGUCUCUCAGGACGGAGUCCAUCUCUUCGUCUCCCUCCCCAGUGCUUCCUUCCACCCCAAUGACUGCAGGACACUCAAAGACGGGCAGCCGGGACAGCUGCACGCAGACGGAGAAAGGCCAGAAUCAGGACACCAGCAAGCCCAGCACUCCAGCCCUUCAGAGCAUGACACUGCCUGCCCGCCUGUCCAGCCCCAGCCCUGUCUACAUCCCUGACCGCAUAGCAGAUGUCUUCCACAGCAGCACCCUAGAGCGGAGGCUCCCGGUCCAGUCCCACCCACAGCAACAGCCGCCCCCACCGACCCCAUCCUCCCAACAGGAAGUGGACAACGACAUGGUGGAGAUCCUCAUCUGACCUCUGGGAAGGAAGAAAAAAAAAACAAAAACAAACAUAAUCCAAACGAA
Messenger RNA from Toxotes jaculatrix (banded archerfish), 3775 nucleotides. It is a transcript of the gene amot, whose product is annotated as angiomotin. The coding region runs from base 561 to 3725 and encodes 1054 amino acids. The transcript has 14 exons. Lineage: Eukaryota; Metazoa; Chordata; Actinopteri; Toxotidae. The record is from RefSeq and is a predicted model, not a curated record. Gene Ontology annotation, molecular function: signaling receptor activity. Gene Ontology annotation, cellular component: cytoplasmic vesicle; plasma membrane; bicellular tight junction. Gene Ontology annotation, biological process: actin cytoskeleton organization; angiogenesis; hippo signaling.